Messenger RNA from Trichoderma atroviride IMI 206040, 1860 nucleotides. RefSeq lists its product as uncharacterized. The record is from RefSeq and is a predicted model, not a curated record. NCBI's taxonomy places the organism in Eukaryota, Fungi, Ascomycota, Sordariomycetes, Hypocreales, Hypocreaceae. Gene Ontology annotation, molecular function: ATP binding; ATP-dependent protein folding chaperone.
AUGGCUUCAUCCACCCAAAAUGAGGCAAAUACCGACGGAGAUUCUUCUCAAUCAAAGAAUGAAGAACCUUUCAUUGCGUUGGGAAUCGAUUUUGGCACGACUUAUUCAGGUGUAGCAUGGGCCAUCUCAACUCGACCAGCCAAUAUCAACAUGAUCACUAGCUGGGAUUCAGCCAAGUACCAUUGCUCCGAUAAAGAGAAGACCCCAAGCAUCAUGUCAUACGAACAGAACGGCAAAGUUCUCUGGGGCUACUCUGUCUCUGACAAAAAAUCUUCUAUUGAGUGGUCCAAACUCUGCCUUUUGGACGAAGAUGAUAUUCCCAACGAUGUCAGUCACUCAACACAGCUUCAAGCUGCUCAAGCUGCUUUGAAGCAGCAAAGAAAGAGCGUCGUAGAUGUCAUCAGCGACUACUUGCGACAUCUGUGGAAACACAGUAUCAUCAACAUUAGGCGAGCCAUAGGUGGACAGCUGGUAGACCUCUGCAGGUUCAAGGUUGUUGCCACAAUUCCUGCAAUAUGGCCCAUAUAUGCUCAGAUGCGAAUGCAUGAAGCCAUAGAAAAGGCUGGGAUUCUGAGCACUCGAAAAGCUGGUCAAACAAUCUUAGAAUUCCUUCCAGAACCUGAAGCUGCGGCAUUGGCUACUCUGAAAGGUAUUUCCACGUACAAUCAGGCAAAUAUGGAGGUUGGCGACCAUUUUGUUGUUUGCGACGCUGGUGGAGGCACUGUGGACAUCAUCACCUACACCGUUGUCGAGCUGAACCCGAUAAAAGUCAGGGAAAGCGUCAAGGGAGACGGAAAACUUUGCGGAGCCACCUUUUUGGACGAACGUUUUCUAGAAAUUCUUCGAGAGAAACUUGAUCAGAUAUCUCCUGAUACCUGGAAAACGCUUGAAGAGACUGGAGCACUGGGACGAAUUAUAAACAACGAUUGGGAGAACGGAAUCAAGCCUCAAUUUCGUAACACUGACCAACACUGGAUGAUUCAGAUCCCGGUAAAGGGACCCAAGCGGACCCAUGAUGAAUUCCGUUUCUCAGACAUUAAGCUGGAUGUCAAAGACAUCCAAAGGAUAUUCAAGCCAAUAGUGGCUGAAAUCAAAAACCUUGUGGAUAACCAAGUGAAGGCCAUCAAAGACAAGUACAAUAAAGAGCCAAAGUUUGUCGUACUCGUUGGUGGGUUUGGUAGGCAACCUUUCCUUUUUACAGAAAUGCAGGAUGCUUUGAAUCGCAGAAACGGGCUUGUGGGAACAGUCGAGGUUCUACAGAGCCAGGGUGCAGAACCCUGGACAGCUGUCUGCCGAGGAGCAGUAAUACGAGGGCUUGAGCUGUCUGACAGUACAAGGGGCUCAACGGUCAUGUCGAGGAUCAGCAGAAUGAGCUAUGGUGUGAAAUGUUAUACUACGCCAUGGAACGCGAAGGAGCACGAUAUAAGAGAUAAAGAGUGGUCUGAUAUACAUCAGGCAUAUCGGGCUGCAAACCAGACUUCUUGGUUUGUGCGCAUCGGGGAGACCAUUCCAGUGGGCCAAUCAAUCUCCAAAGGAUACCGUACAGACCUCGAAAUGCCAGUCACACACUAUUCCACAAAACUCAUCUACUCAACCUCUGCCACUCCACCGAAGAGAUGCGAUAAGACAGUCAAGAAGCUUUGCAGACUUCAGUGGUCGACCGUUCCUGAAUUCAACAGACUCCCUACUUGGGUGAAUUCCAAAGGUCGAACUAUUAGGCAAUUCUGCUUUGACACUAACAUGACAUCGAACGGUGUGACUUUGGAUUUUGAGAUUAUCUACAAAGGACAAAGCGUGGCCUCGAAGAAUAUCGACAUUGAUUAUGGCCACUGCGGUGCUCUCGCUAGUAGCCGCAACUGA